This is a messenger RNA of Ochotona princeps (American pika), 2523 nucleotides long. Its product is annotated as heterogeneous nuclear ribonucleoprotein M. Gene Ontology annotation, biological process: regulation of mRNA stability involved in response to oxidative stress; alternative mRNA splicing, via spliceosome. NCBI's taxonomy places the organism in Eukaryota, Metazoa, Chordata, Mammalia, Lagomorpha, Ochotonidae. The transcript has 17 exons. Gene Ontology annotation, cellular component: nucleus; post-mRNA release spliceosomal complex; cytoplasm. The coding region runs from base 1 to 2523 and encodes 840 amino acids. Gene Ontology annotation, molecular function: mRNA binding. The record is from RefSeq and is a predicted model, not a curated record.
AUGGCGGCGGGGGUGGAAGCGGCGGCCGAGGUGGCGGCGACGGAGCCCAAGAUGGAGGAAGAGAGCGGGACGCCCGGCGUGCCGAGCGGCAAUGGGGCUCCGGCUCCGAAGAGCCCGGGACCCGGCCUCAGUUUCCCGACUCGUGAAGUGGUGGGGGUGGGGAGGGCCAUGCGCGCGGUCAAGUCCCGCCCCCCGCGUGCAGCCCCCCGAGCCGGGGCUCUGGUUGUCCUGGCGACGACUGACUUCCCGUGCGCUGCGCCUCCGCCGUGCGCCCCCGGGGGUUGCCUGGAGAGACGUGGGGUGCUGCCCCGUGGGAAGCAGGCGCGCGGUGAAGGAGAGCGGCCGGCUGUGCCCGAGAAGCGGAAGGAGAAAACCAUAAAACGGGGCGGCAGUCGCUUCGAGCCGUACGGCAACCCCUCCAAGAGAUACCGAGCCUUCAUCACGAACAUCCCUUUCGAUGUGAAGUGGCAGUCCCUGAAGGACCUGGUGAAAGAAAAAGUUGGUGAGGUAACGUACGUGGAGCUCUUAAUGGACGCAGAAGGAAAGUCAAGGGUAAGUGUCUUGAGAGAAUUUCUCCUGUGGAUUUACUACAUGACACAAAAUGUAACCGUGGCUCAGGAAGGCGGCCAGAGCGCUCACGUUCCAGUAGCCGUGUUGGAUUGUGGCCAGCACUCGAGCGGGGCGGGAGGGGGUUUGCCAGUUGUUGUGGAGUUCAAGCUGGAAGAGAGCAUGAAAAAAGCCGCCGAAGUCCUAAACAAGCAUAGUCUGAGCGGACGGCCGCUGAAGGUCAAGGAAGAUCCUGAUGGUGAGCAUGCCAGGAGAGCAAUGCAAAAGGCCGGAAGACUCGGAAGCACAGUAUUUGUAGCAAAUCUGGAUUAUAAAGUUGGCUGGAAGAAACUGAAGGAAGUGUUUAGCAUGGCCGGUGUGGUGGUCCGAGCCGACAUCCUGGAGGACAAAGAUGGGAAAAGUCGUGGCAUUGGCACUGUGACUUUUGAGCAGUCGAUCGAGGCCGUGCAAGCCAUCUCUAUGUUUAAUGGCCAGCUGCUGUUUGAUAGACCGAUGCACGUGAAAAUGGACGAGCGGGCCCUGCCAAAGGGAGAUUUCUUCCCUCCGGAGCGUCCGCAACAGCUGCCACAUGGACUCGGUGGUAUCGGCAUGGGGUUGGGACCAGGAGGGCAGCCUAUUGAUGCCAAUCACCUGAAUAAAGGCAUUGGCAUGGGAAACCUCGGGCCUGCAGGAAUAGGAAUGGAAGGCAUAGGAUUUGGAAUAAAUAAAAUGGGAGCCAUGGAGGGCCCCUUCGGCGGUGGCAUGGAAAACAUGGGGCGCUUCGGAUCUGGGGUGAACAUGGGAAGGAUCAACGAAAUCCUAAGUAAUGCUCUGAAGAGAGGAGAGAUCAUUGCAAAGCAGGGAGGAGGUGGAGGUGGAGGCAGUGUCCCGGGCAUCGAAAGAAUGGGCCCCGGCAUUGACCGCAUCGGGGGUGCUGGCAUGGAGCGCAUGGGCGCAGGCCUGGGCCACGGCAUGGAUCGUGUGGGCUCCGAGAUUGAGCGCAUGGGCCUAGUCAUGGACCGCAUGGGCUCCGUGGACCGCAUGGGCUCCGGCAUCGAACGCAUGGGCCCCUUGGGCCUCGAUCACAUGGCCUCCAGCAUCGAACGCAUGGGCCAGACCAUGGAGCGCAUCGGCUCUGGCGUGGAGCGCAUGGGCGCCGGCAUGGGCUUCGGCCUGGAGCGCAUGGCCGCACCCAUUGACCGUGUGGGCCAGACCAUUGAGCGUAUGGGCUCAGGCGUGGAGCGCAUGGGCCUGAGCAUGGAGCGCAUGGUGCCCGCGGGCAUGGGGGCCGGUCUGGAGCGCAUGGGCCCCGUGAUGGAUCGCAUGGCCACCGGCCUGGAGCGCAUGGGCACCAACAGCCUGGAGCGCAUGGGCCUGGAGCGCAUGGGCGCCAACAGCCUGGAGCGCAUGGGCCUGGAGCGCAUGGGCGCCAACAGCCUGGAGCGCAUGGGCCCAGCCCUGGGCGCUGGCAUCGAGCGCAUGGGCCUGGCCAUGGGUGGCGGUGGCGGUGCCAGUUUUGACCGCGCCAUUGAGAUGGAGCGUGGCAACUUUGGCGGAAGCUUCGCAGGCUCCUUUGGCGCUGGAGGCCACGCCCCUGGGGUGGCCAGGAAGGCCUGCCAGAUCUUUGUCAGAAAUGUGAGUCGCUUUGAGGGGCUCGUCGGGGGUGAGCGGUGCAGGCCCAGGGACGGAGUGUUGGGAUUCGAGGGUGGAUGCUGCCCCCCGGAAGGGGAGUGGGUGAUGAGGAGAGCUGGCCUCGUCGCUGGAGAUGGGGACGUGGGGGAGGAGUGUGGGAGCGCAGGGCACUCAGCAGCUGACUGGGUCCUGGUGCUGGACUUCUCCGGGGAGCUGCCCAGGCACUUCCUGCUUGGCUGCCCUGCAAGCCCUCUGCGGCAGGAGCACCGGUCCGGCCCUGUCUUCCCCCAGGCCGAGCUGCCGGGCAGACUUGUUUCCUGGAGAUUUGGAUCGCCUGAGUCAUGA